This is a messenger RNA of Phytophthora nicotianae INRA-310, 1703 nucleotides long. RefSeq lists its product as hypothetical. The record is from RefSeq and is a predicted model, not a curated record. The coding region runs from base 100 to 1464 and encodes 454 amino acids. The transcript has a single exon. Lineage: Eukaryota; Oomycota; Peronosporomycetes; Peronosporales; Peronosporaceae.
ACACGAAAUCCAAACUGAUUGGCUGUUACUCUCCAGUGGCAACGGAAGUCAGACAAAGGGUCGCCGACAGACAAUCAAGGAAACGUGCACCUUCCCGCCAUGCCCAGUACGCCGCAUGCGCGCAGAUCGGCGUCGCCUGCGUCCACUCUGUCCUCCAGUCCGCCUGUAGCACACGACUCUGACGACGAGGAGGCUGUCAGGACAGAACGAAACGACGUAGAGCGCCGCCGCUAUUGGCUGCUCAAGUUGCCACAGCUGUACACGCCCAAGCAUCGCCAGCGCUAUGUGUUCCUCGAUCUCGAUAACACUGCGGGUUCGCUCAUCAUGAGUCCUCUGCUAUUUCAGAACGUCGAGGACGCCAUCAGUCCCCACGACGUCCGUCUCAACUUCGAGGCGCUCACCGACCACUUGUGCUCGUCCGCCGUCGUCGCGCAUCAAGUUACCACUUAUGGCAAGACAAACCCCCACAUUGCACAAGCGCUGGAGAAGUUUGGCUGGACCGUGAAGUCCGUUGGAAAUGACGAGAAUGUGCUACAAGCGGAACUUCUGACUCAAUUGCAGAAAGGUACAGCGACUGCCAAUGGGAAGACUCUAGUGCUCGCUAUGGGAGGAGGAGGCCUCGGCUCUGGCAAUACGUCGGCUUAUCAAGAGAUUAUCUCCAAGUUUCUGAUGCAAGGCUGGCACGUGGAGAUCCACGCUUGGCUGCGAGCACUAAACGACGGCUACCUGAGACUGCAGGGUGAGAAUCCGGGCCGCGUAGUGGUCAAACCGCUGGACGACGUCAUCCAGGACAUCGUGUUUGUGCAGAAAAGGAAGCGAUCGAGUGGUGCAGCAAUCAGGAAUGUUUGCAUCUCGCUAAGCCAUGGGGAUCUUCCUCUUAAAGUGGUUACGAGUCCUCUGUCGGACACUGCAUCUACCGAGUCGAUCGGCCUUACGAGCCAAUCCGAUGCAUCGAGUGUUUCGCCUGGCCAGACCAGUGCUGUCCCACCCGCAACGUCGCCGAAUGCCUCGUGGAUUAAAGCGGCGAUGCAAGGCAAGCAGUCAACACGUGUUGCUAGUCCCGUGUCAGCCACCUCGCCUACGAGCCACCUCGACUCAUUCACUGGAGCGACACCUUUCGUCCCGUCCCUCUCUCGUUCAGCGGCCGUGAAGUCGACGUUCACGCCUCCGUUGCCUCCUUUGACGCCCUCGGUGUCUAUGUCUGCAGCAUUCAAUUCCCCGUUCACGCCUACACCUACGCAGCCAGCGUAUCGCUGGAUGCUCUGGGAGCUGCAGCUCCAGCAGGUUCGCGACUUGAUCUCAGCCCAACAGGCCGACCUCGCGAUGCGGCAGUGCGCGCUCCAGCAGACGACGGAGCUCAUGCGACUCAUGCAGGAUCAAGAGCGGAAGACGUGGCGGCCCACUGGAUCCUUCCAACAGCCCAACGACGCAUUUGGUCCCUGGAACUGCACGUGGGACUUUUAACCCAGCAGCAAAAAGCGAGACAAAGAGUCAGGCAGCAAAACACGCGGCCAUCCGUCGUGGAUGAAGUAGCGUAUCAGUAGUCGCUGAAUAAGUCUCGCCUUCGUUAUCCACACGUUAAGUACUCGUUCCGUCCAGACGCUCCGGCGUCAAUGUAUCAUAAAGAGACUCGCAGCCCACUCGUCCUUACUUGUGCUGCACUCAAUAAACCGGACCUCUGAUUGAUGUGGAUCGCUUCGGGA